AUGGUGGGGCCCGCGCAACUAGUGAAGACGGGCCGUCCAAGUAUCCGAGAAGAGGACAAUGGUAAUGUUUCGGAUGAUGAAGAUGUCGUUGAUGAGGACGAUCUGGAAGACGACGAGCAAUUAUUCGUUCCACAACCACCAACUCCAGAUCUGCUGAAGAGUACGAGGAGAGGUCGAGGCGAUGAACGUCCUACCAGCUAUCAGAAUUCUCCAGAAGAUCCGAAGCGGCGUUUCGAGAAGAGCGAUCGUCGUGAGAAGCGACGGAGCUACACGACAAGCAUUCUGAUAUCGCCGCAUGCUGAGAGGCCGAUGCCUAUCACCAGACAAAAAUCACUUGGCGAAAAUACUGCAUUUGGUCUUACAGAUGAUGACAUCACCGUUAAUAUUUCAAAGGGUCAACUAUUAAUCGAUAACAACAAAGGUGGUAAACUUGUUCAACGACGGAAAUCAUACAAAGGUGUUCCUUGCCUUGAUCUUAAUUAA
This is a messenger RNA of Angiostrongylus costaricensis, 483 nucleotides long. Lineage: Eukaryota; Metazoa; Nematoda; Chromadorea; Rhabditida; Metastrongylidae. The record is from the annotation of a GenBank genome assembly.